Blastomyces gilchristii SLH14081 is the source of this 768-nucleotide messenger RNA. RefSeq lists its product as uncharacterized. Lineage: Eukaryota; Fungi; Ascomycota; Eurotiomycetes; Onygenales; Ajellomycetaceae. The record is from RefSeq and is a predicted model, not a curated record. The transcript is spliced from 5 exons. Bases 1 to 756 code for a protein of 251 amino acids.
AUGACAAACCAAGGACUGAUAUUUACACGAGCUACCACCGCCUCAGCCGACGCCACUCGUAAUUCUCCCAUAUGGACCAGUUUCCUCGAUGAACACAAGGGCGCUCGACAGGGCCAUGUGUCGUCUGGCAAUAGGGGCUGGAAUAACCAAGUGUACGAUGAGGAGAUACCGGAGACUCAGGCUCCCUGCUUUCAAGACAGCCAUGAUCAAGCGAUCCUUAGGGAUGCUAGUGACAAUGACAGUAUUUCGCAUGAGACCUUUGAUGAGAGAACCACGCUGGUUAUGCCAGUUCCUCAUGCGAAUGUUCCAUCCCGGCUCCGAGUCCGUGAAGCUCCACAGGAAUUGUCGCACUCCAAAUUCCUGGCCUCCGUCCAGGAAUCCCUCCAGGAUACCGCUUUUGAGCUCUUGGAUAAUGAGGCCUUUACCCACGUGAAGGCAGCUGGUGAUGUCGAUGGCAACACCGAGGGAGACGAGGAGGGCUGCAUCUUCACCGAGAAUCUGCUUGUCCCGGACGUUACUGAAGAAGAGAUCAUCUCGAGCAAGCUGGUAUCAAUGCUGAGAAUGUUACGGCGGCUGAUGCGGUUGGUGCCAAUGAUGUCCCGGAUCAAGCCACUGCCUCAACCGCGGCCACCGUGGUUGAGACCGAAACGGCAGCUACUGCAAGCACGGCUGAAACAGCUCCUGCGGCCGCGACGUCGGAAGCCGUCGCCGCAGCUUCCGGCGGCGUUGAUUAAGUUGAAAAUACCCAAACUCUAGCCGGCCAAAUUC